Messenger RNA from Olea europaea var. sylvestris, 465 nucleotides. RefSeq names its product CUGBP Elav-like family member 4. The coding region runs from base 46 to 465 and encodes 139 amino acids. Gene Ontology annotation, molecular function: RNA binding. Lineage: Eukaryota; Viridiplantae; Streptophyta; Magnoliopsida; Lamiales; Oleaceae. The record is from RefSeq and is a predicted model, not a curated record. The transcript has 3 exons.
AAUUAUUAUUAAAAAACGAAAAGAGAAGAAACGAACUGUAAAAUAAUGGACAGAUACAGGGGAGACCGGUACGGUGACUACUCUACGACAUCAUAUGGGCCCAGCUACGACAACCGCCAUCACUUCUACGACGGCGACGACCGCCCCUACCACCACCACGACCGUCAUUACUACAACCGCUACCAUGACGCGGACCAUCUACACCCCAACUUUAACGGCGAGGAAAAUUAUCUAACUUCCAGUCACCAUGACAGCAAUUUGCCUCUCUCGGGGCAUAAGAGGCCAAUUUCUCAAUCCGACUUUGUUGAUUUUGUGAAGCUAUUCGUUGGAGGAGUUCCAAGAACAAUCACCGAACAAGAUAUUCGCUCCAUUUUUGGAGAAUAUGGACAUAUUGUUGAGGUUAUUCUUCUCAGGGACAAAUGGACUGGUGUACAGCAAGGUAACUAUCAACGUUCACUACAAUGA